CCGGCUGUAGGCGCUGCGAGUCCUCGGACGGGGAGCGCGGCGCGGCGGCCGCUCUCAGGCUGGCCAUGGCGAGCGGUGCACGGGGGCCACCUGAGUGGCACGGCGGCGUCAGCUGCAGUCACACCCCUGGCUGUGUGGUCACAGAAUGGUAGAUUUGGAAGGGACCUAAGAAAGAGAAGGGUCUGUGGCUCCGAGGAUCAGCUAACUGCCAGAGGCCAUUUCCUAGUUCUUAAUCAAGAACCAGCUUUAUGGAUCCAAGUCAGGUUUGUCCCAUGGCCUGCUCUGAACAGCGUGCUGUCUGAUAGAAGAUUCCAUUGGCAAACCAUCUCUGUUGCCUUACAGAGCAAACAAAGAAGAUGGAUCGAUUGAAGAGCCAUCUGCCUGUGUGCUUUCUACCUUCUGUGCCCUUUUUAAUCCUAGUAUCCACUCUAGCGACUGCAAAGAGUAUGACUAACAGCACUUUAAAUGGCACUGACAUGGUCUUGGGCUUUAUGCCCGUAAUCAUUGCCAGAACUGACCAUAUCAUAGUCAAGGAAGGGAACAGUGCCUUGAUUAAUUGUAGUGUUAAUGGCAUCCCUGAUCCACAGUUCAAGUGGUAUAAUUCCGUUGGCAAGCUGCUGAAAGAAGAAGAGGAUGAGAAGGAGAGAGAAGGAGGAAAAUGGCAGAUGCACGAGGGCGGCCUCCUGAACAUCACCAAGGUGUCUUUUUCAGACCGAGGGAAAUACACAUGUGUUGCCUCUAAUGCCUAUGGCAUUGUGAACAACACGGUGACCCUGCGCGUCAUCUUCACCUCGGGAGACAUGGGUGUCUACUACAUGGUGGUCUGCCUCGUGGCCUUCACCAUCGUCAUGGUCCUCAACAUCACCCGCCUGUGUAUGAUGAGCAGCCACCUGAAGAAGACAGAGAAGGCCAUCAACGAGUUCUUUAGGACAGAAGGCGCGGAGAAGCUGCAGAAGGCAUUCGAGAUCGCCAAGCGGAUCCCCAUCAUCACCUCAGCCAAAACUCUAGAGCUUGCCAAAGUCACCCAAUUCAAAACCAUGGAGUUUGCCCGCUACAUUGAAGAGCUGGCCAGGAGCGUGCCUCUGCCUCCUCUCAUUAUGAACUGCAGAACCAUCAUGGAGGAAAUCAUGGAGGUGGUCAGGCUGGAGGAGCAGGGGCAGAAUUUUGUGCAGCACACGCCAGAAGGCCAAGAGGCCAUGGACAGGGAUGAGGUGUACAUGAUCCGAAACUCUCUGAAGCGAAGUGACUCCCCCACCGCUGACUCAGACGCUUCAUCGCUGCAUGAACAGCCUCAGCAGAUUGCCAUCAAGGUGUCCGUACAUCCACAAUCCAAAAAAGAUCAUGUGGAUGACCAAGAGGGUGUACAGUUUGAAGAUGUCAAAGAUGAAGAGGACACAGAACUGUCAGCUGAACAAUCCCCAGAAACUGUAGAGCCUUCUACAGAUGAAACAUCCACAGAGCUAACGCCUGAAGAGCCCACGCCUGUUGAGCCCAUGGAUGUUGAGCCCACGCCUGUCGAGCCCACGCCUGUUGAGGUAUCAGAUAGAGUCCCACCGCCUGCUCACCUGGAAACUACAGAACUGGCAGUGGCACAUGAAAGAAACACCUGCAUUAUUUAUGAAAGCCAUGUCUAAUAUCAACUCUGAAAAGCUAUGCAUAUUAAGAAAAUCAGGGGCUGCUCCCGUAGUCCAGAUGUAGUACGCACUUGCCGCUAAGCCUUACAAGGAGACUCUCAUCCCCUAGGUAGGAGUGAUGCUAUUGUAGAAGGGGAAACACCUGUGUGCAGUCCUUGUGACUGGACCUUCCCCAGGAGAAAAGGAUGCAGGAAACAUCAGGGUGCAGGAUUGAUGCUAUUGUCCAAGGGAUACAAGUUUUAGAGACGAUUCUCUGCCAAAUACCUUCACUGGUGAUGCCCUUUUGGCAAAGAGUACACUACUGUAAGAUAAAUUUUGAGUUCAAGAGCCCUGUCCAUGCACACUGCAUUGCUUUUCUUUCUAAAAAAAUUACAGGUCUCCUACAAAAGUAAAUGCACAUAUAUGGGUUGGUUGCACUUUCUUCUGUCUUUGUUCCUUUCACUGUUCCUUGAUAAUGGAGUAGUUGUUGUUAUAUUAAUACUAAUUGCUCUUUCUGA
Molecule: messenger RNA, 2131 nt
Organism: Myotis lucifugus (little brown bat)
Lineage: Eukaryota; Metazoa; Chordata; Mammalia; Chiroptera; Vespertilionidae
Gene: MFAP3L
Product: microfibril associated protein 3 like
Exons: 4
Coding region: 357-1634 (425 amino acids)
Source: RefSeq, a predicted model, not a curated record